Dictyostelium purpureum is the source of this 267-nucleotide messenger RNA. RefSeq lists its product as uncharacterized. Gene Ontology annotation, molecular function: nucleic acid binding. The record is from RefSeq and is a predicted model, not a curated record. The coding region runs from base 1 to 267 and encodes 88 amino acids. NCBI's taxonomy places the organism in Eukaryota, Evosea, Eumycetozoa, Dictyosteliales, Dictyosteliaceae. The transcript has a single exon.
AUGGAUUCAGGGCAGUAUAUGAAAGAAGAAAAUAUUUUAAAAAGAAAAAGACCAUCUGUAAUUUCAAAAUUUUUUUGGGGUUGCAUUACUUUGCAUGAGUUUGGUUGUGGAGCCUAUAUUAAUGGUAACAUGGAUGGCGAUACCUACAUAAAUGUAAUGGGAGAUGAAUAUAUGGAAACAUUAAAAGACUAUGAAAUUGAUUUUUUUAAAGUCACUCUUUUUCAAGAUAACUGCUCUGUUCAUAAGUCAGCUGCUGUUAAAAAAUAA